AUGCCGGGACACAGGUGCAUCGUACCAGGAUGUAAAUCUGGUUACGACUCCUGUGUCAAUAAAUACCAUUUUUUCACUGUCCCAAAAGAUCUGGCUAAACUUGAACUAUGGAAAAAAGCUAUACCGAGGAAAGAAUUUGUAUUUAAACCAAGGCAAGUGGUUUGUGAAUUACAUUUUCACGAAGAAGAUAUAAUAAGGACAAAAAAAAUUACAGACAUAAAUGGGAAAAUUGUCGUAGAGACGCCAUAUAAAAUUCCUCGACUUAAAGAAAAUGCAGUGCCAUCAAUUUUCCCAAACUGUCCAAAAUAUUUAUCAAGGCCAUUAAAACAUAGAAAACCACCAUUAUUGAGAAUAAAUCCUGAUUAUAUUAAAAAAAAUAAUAAUCUGAUUAAUCAAGAAAACAUAAUUACUGUUCAAAAUAAUAUCCAACUAUUGUCAUUUUCUAGGAUUCAGGAAAAUAUUAACAGUAUAGUUAUUCCUAAAGGCUGGAGUACACAUAUUAUUGAAAAACAACUCAUAAUGUUUUCUUAUUACUCUAUUAAAAUAGAAAAACAGCCAACUUACAUACCUACACCAUUUAUAUUUAAAAGAGUUUGUGUAGGUAUUAACUUGAAUAUUAAAUGUUAUAUUAUGGAUAAAGAAAUUGAUGCACUUAAAUUUGGCCUGGAAAAAAUAUGUAGUAUUGCAGAAUUAGAAGAGUUAGUAAAAACAUUUGAUAAUUCAAGUAUUUGCAGUGGAUUUAAAGUAGAUGACGAUAUUCAAAGUCAAAAAACCUUCAUUGACUUGGCUGGUACACAAAGACACUUCAUGUGCCAAUAUAUUUUGGAAGGUUCUAAAAAGUGUGAACAUUGUACACGUGCUGAACGAAGUCUUAAUCGCCAAAAACUAAGAUUGAAAAUAAAUAAUACCCCACAUAGAAUUAGACUUUUAGUUAGCCAUAGAUAUAGGAAUCAACUACAACGACUUCGCAUGAGACACAAUGUUACAAGAAAUAAGAAAAAUCGAACCAUGAUAUUAAAUAAAAAGUUUAAAAAUAAUAUUUUUAAUUUACAAAAACAAAUUUCAGAAUUAACUUCUAUUAGCCUUGAAGAAAGAUUGCUCAAAAAUGCAGUUCCAAAUAACCAACGAAUUGCUUUGCUUCAAAUUUUAUCUGCAUCACAAGUCAAUAAUAAAAAAGGAUGUAGGUACUCUGAAGAUUGGUUGCUAUUAUGUAUACUGUUUCAUAUGCGUUCUCCUUGCGGUUACAAUUUUAUUAGAAAUCAUGAUAUUAUGCCUUUACCUUGUGUAAGGACCAUAAGGAGGUAUCUUUCUUUAAUUGAUACAAAAUGUGGAUUUGAUCCAAAAUUUAUGCAACUAUUCAGUCUUCAUCUUUCUCAAAAAGAGGAAUUUAAACGACAUGGUAUAAUUGUUUUUGAUGAAAUAUCUACUCGUGAAAGUGUAGCUGUGAAUUCUGUCAACCUUACAUACACAGGUUUGGUAGAUUUUGGAGAUGAUGGUGACAAGGGAAAAUCAUUCUCUGAUAAAGCAAACCAUGGGUUGGUUUUUAUGUUUGUACCUUUAGCAGACAGUUAUGCCCAACCAGUUGCGGUAUUCGCUUCAAAUGGUCCAACUAAAGGUGUGGUGCUCGCCCAAUUGAUGAUAAAAGCAAUCACAGUUCUUGAAAAAGCAGGUGCUUUUAUUCACGGAGUUGUUUGUGAUGGAGCAGCACCCAAUAGGACAUUUUGGACUGAAAUGGGAAUUAAUGGAAAAUUAAACGAAGUUAAGAAUUGGUUUGAGCAUCCAACAAAUGAAAAAAGAAAAAUCUUUGUUUUUGCAGAUACACCACAUUUGUUUAAAAAUGUUAGGAAUAGGCUCUAUAACAACAAAGAGCUUCAGGUUCAUCAAGAUGAACCAUUAAUAAAAUGGGAUCAUUUUGUAAAAGUGCACGAUUUAGAUAAACAUAAUCCGGGAAAUUUAAGAAAUUUAAUUACUCUUGAUAGUAUCAAACAAAUUUAUAAUAGUUGUGACAACAAGAACAAAUCAUCGUUACAAAUUAUUCGUGAUAGACUGGAUUUUGCUAUUGAACAGGAAGACUGGAGUUUGGAUGAUACUGUAGAAGUCAGCGAUCAUGAUUAUUAUUUAUCCCCUGUAAUAGACUGCAUUUUAUAUUAUGUCACCGGUUAUUUGUCUAAACAAAUAAUCCGUUAUUUCAAAUGUACUACUUGCCAAGCUGCAGUUAAGCAACCAUAUUUGAAUUCGGUUGAACCUGUUGCUCGACUAACUAACUUAACUUCCAGAGGUGGACUUAUUCAUCCAAAUUUACAUUUUUUUAAUUUUGUCUGUAAAAUUGAACAAUUAUUUACAAAGUAUUGUUUAAUGGCAGACGUUUUUGAAUUGAUAUUAACUGAAUUAUUAAAAAACAAUAUUAUUUAUUUUCCAUGUUUCCAGCAUAGCGAAGAAAUAAUUGCUUUUGCAAUUAGAUAUUAUAUUAAUAUGAGAAUGCGGCAAUUUUCCCAAAAAUGUAAUGCUGAAACAAAAAAAGAAAACAUGAUAAAGAAAAAGGUUUCAAAAUUUACUUUAAGUUAG
This is a messenger RNA of Macrosiphum euphorbiae (potato aphid), 2565 nucleotides long. The record is from the annotation of a GenBank genome assembly. NCBI's taxonomy places the organism in Eukaryota, Metazoa, Arthropoda, Insecta, Hemiptera, Aphididae.